Messenger RNA from Pantherophis guttatus, 1604 nucleotides. The record is from RefSeq and is a predicted model, not a curated record. Lineage: Eukaryota; Metazoa; Chordata; Lepidosauria; Squamata; Colubridae.
AGAUCUCCGUGUCGCUAUUACUCUUCGGAGAUUUCAGUCUGCUUCUUGCCUAAUUACUACUUCAUUCUCGAUUUCACCUUCUUUCCUCUGAACGUCUUUUCAAAAACAGCACCAGACAUCUUGGAAUAUGAGGUGAAGCAGAGUCGUCCGGCGGCAAAGAAGGUUCGGCGAAUGGAACUGUCCAGCGUCUCGAGGUGCUGAAAAAGUCUUCAGACGUUCGCUUGGAGAACGGGCAGCGUUAAGGCUGACGGGCCAAAUGCUAGGAAAGCUUGGUAGGGCGGCGCCACCUAUCUACUAAAUAGGAAUCGAGCGAAGAUUAACUCAAAACGACAGAGAAACACGAGGGUGGGAGGCGGCAUCAGGCGCAUUCGCAAGAGCACGCCCAGCUCCUGUACCCUCUCCGUGCCUGCUGAGCUAAUGGGAUAAGAGCCCCCUGGCAAGCGCCUCCCCCUUCCUGGGACCGCCCUCUCCUACUUGGGCAGCUAGAGUAAGCGCCUUCAGCAUCUGGAUGGCAAUGCUUCAGCCCAUCUGCUGAACCCGUGAAGAAGAUGGAAUCGUCUGGCAAGAGACCUCUUUACCCAGAAGAUGGAUUUGAACUGAAGCCAAGGACGUCUUGAAGAACUGCUUUCCUCCAUCCUGAGACCAGAUCCAUCAUGGCAGCGGGUGUAGCAGCAUGGCUUCCUUUUGCCAGGGCAGCUGCCAUAGGUUGGAUGCCAGUGGCCAACUGUCCCAUGCCACUGGCCCCAUCAGAAAAAAAUAAGCGCCAAGAUGAGCUAAUCAUUCUCAAUGUGAGUGGCCGACGUUUCCAGACAUGGAGGACUACCUUGGAGAGAUACCCUGAUACUCUACUUGGCAGCACCGAAAAAGAGUUCUUCUUUAAUGAAGACACCAAGGAAUACUUUUUUGACCGGGAUCCUGAUGUCUUUAGGUGUAUCUUAAACUUUUAUAGAACUGGUAAACUACAUUAUCCAAGGUAUGAGUGUAUCUCCGCUUAUGAUGAAGAGCUUGCUUUUUAUGGGAUCCUGCCUGAUAUCAUCGGAGACUGCUGUUAUGAAGAGUACAAGGAUAGAAAGCGGGAAAAUGCUGAGCGAUUGAUGGAUGAUGCGGAUUCUGAGAAUAAACAAGACUCUAUGCCAGCCUUGAGCUUCCGGCAGACCAUGUGGCGAGCUUUUGAGAACCCUCAUACUAGCACCUUAGCCUUAGUCUUUUAUUAUGUCACAGGCUUCUUUAUUGCUGUUUCUGUGAUCACCAAUGUGGUGGAAACCGUACCAUGUGGCUCAAUAUCCGGCAACAAGGAACAGCCAUGUGGGGAUAGGUAUGAAAUGGCUUUCUUCUGCUUGGACACUGCUUGUGUUAUGAUUUUUACAGUUGAAUACCUGAUGCGACUUUUUGCAGCUCCCAGCCGGUACCGGUUCGUCAGGAGUGUGAUGAGUAUCAUUGAUGUAGUGGCCAUUAUGCCCUACUACAUAGGUUUGGUGAUGACUGGCAAUGAGGAUGUCAGUGGAGCUUUUGUGACUCUGAGGGUUUUCAGGGUAUUCAGGAUUUUCAAGUUCUCCCGUCAUUCCCAAGGCUUACGAAUCUUGGGGUACACACUGAAUAAAUAA